Phasianus colchicus (ring-necked pheasant) is the source of this 5653-nucleotide messenger RNA. RefSeq names its product zinc finger and BTB domain containing 6 (gene ZBTB6). Gene Ontology annotation, molecular function: DNA-binding transcription factor activity, RNA polymerase II-specific; RNA polymerase II cis-regulatory region sequence-specific DNA binding; protein binding. The record is from RefSeq and is a predicted model, not a curated record. Gene Ontology annotation, biological process: regulation of transcription by RNA polymerase II. Lineage: Eukaryota; Metazoa; Chordata; Aves; Galliformes; Phasianidae.
UUUUCUUUAAAGUGACCUACAUAAUUCAUGCCCAUUAGCAUUUUACAGAGCCUAAGAUGAGGUAUAGGUAGCAUAAUUUCCAUAGGUUAGUUUAUCAGCUAUCGACUGUACUUAGCAAUACCUCAUGUGUACCGCCUUAAACAUCAGAUGUUGUGGGAAUGGCAUAUUAGUUGGGAUUUUGGGAUUAUUACUUCACAAAAGUGCCAUGGAGUUACCCACAUCCCAAUCAGGCUGAAAGAAACGAAUUUCUCAUCUGCUGAACACCAUUCCUAGUGGAACAGCAUUCUUAUAUUGAAGUGUAGCACAGAUUAAUAAUCAAGUGGCUGAUCCUUGGUAGAGAACUGCUGUUUAUGUUUGGAAUAAGUAUUUCUUCCAGUGCAGCUCUUUUCCUCAAGGUUUGCCAUGAGGCUGAGAUUAUGCUUCCUACCUAAAAGUAGUAUUGUGUGUUUGAAUGAGGGGUAGGGAUAGGGGGGAGGCUGCUAUUGUAUGGUUAAAAAUGCUCAACAGGUAUGACCAAAGGUGUGUUAGAGCAGAAAAAUGUUUUGUACGUAAUUAUCAAAAGUUGGUCUUGGUCUUCAGAUACGUAUAUGUAGAAACCAGGAUUUCCUUAUGCAGACUUGACACUGAUGAAUGGUAAAAAUGUGUUAAUCUUGCAGACCAUUUUCAGAAAUCCACAUACCUUCGAGUAGAAAAGCAAGGUGAUUCUGUGAAUCCGUUUUUGCAAUUGAGUUUUUGAACUACUGUACUUGACUGUUACAUUAACUAUUAUUACAUGGACAGCUAUGAAGUAAUAAGCAGUGGAAAGGGCAUUAUAUCUUUCAAGUUGUAGCAAAUAUAUUUAGGCCAAAAAUGUAACUUUUUGGAACUUAAAAAAUUCAGGUUCUUGGGGCAGAAAAUAGGUAGGCAUGGGAAAAGUUUUUUUUCCUCUGAAGUAACCUGCUUUCAGUAUAACUUUGAGCUAAAACAGAUCAUGACAGUUGCAUCUGACACUUGCGUUCUGACUUUGGGCAGAAUCUUCUGCGUCGUUAAGAAGUUCUUAUAAUGUUAUUCAUUACGUGGAAAUAAGUUGUAGCUCUGAUGUCAAAAAGAAGAUAGAUGUGGAGAAUAAGAACUUUGCAGAGCCAGGUCAACGUGCUGUAAGGGAUCAGUGGAAAAUCUAACACUAUACAAAUAUGGACAUAAUAAAGAAAAUGGUCUUCUGCCAGAGAAAGGAAUAAAACUGUACAAAUGCCAAGAAAAUGGAUGUUAUUAGGAGGUCUGUCUGGAAAGUUUCUUCAUGGAAUUUCAAAGCUUUAAUAUUAUUGCAAGGAGGAUACAGCUUGUUGAAAUAGCCGUUGGUGGCCUGAAGCUGAAACAAAGAGAUGAGAGGUUAUCCUAAGAAACUAAAAGAUGAUUUGAUCAAGAUAUUUGGGUUUUCUGUCCACCCUGCACUGUGGUGAUACCAACUUGUGAGAAGGCUGAGACUGCUGGCUACUCAUUUAAAAGGCUGCUUGUGACCAUUUGGUGAGAUCAUGGCAGAAAAAAAUAGGAAAAAGCAGAAAUGCAGAAGACUGCUUCUUCAGUGAAAAUGAAACACAUCUGUUGGAUGAAAGGUGACUUACAAACGUUUGUGCUUUUUGCCUGGCAAAGGGAUACAGACCAAAAGAGUUAUGCAGGAGACAGCUAUGUAAAUCCAGAAGCAGUGGAGAUCUAAGAGGGCAAUGUGCUGAUGAGCGCAAUGUGAAGUGUUCUGGUAGAUUUCAUGUAAGAUUUGCCCCUAUAUGGAGCAGAGAAGUUAAGAGUAUAAAAGAGAUAUUGGAAAAGCAAAACCUGGGUACUGCCUCUUCCCUGGAUUAGAUUAAAAUGGAGUGAGAAUUAUUAUAAACAGAAUAUACAGAGGCAGCUUGAUUUUAGAGUAAGAUGAACUUAAUUGUCCAUGUAUGUAAAAUGUUGUCUUCAUUGCAUUGUUCCAGUUAGUGAAAGACUAGAUCCAGUGGUUGUUGCUGCUGAUGCUGCAUAUUCAGAUAAGGACUAUGGCAGUUAUCGUAAUCUAUGUGUUAAUGUGUAGAAUACUAUUUGCUGGUAAGUGGAUAGUCUCACAACUUAAUGUGCUGUACAACGUCCUGCAUAAUCUAAAAAUAUCUGGUCUACUACAAAAAUAUUUUAAUAACCUCUUGAAUAUAUUAGGAUUUUUAUGUUGGCAUUUUAUUUAUUUGACAUAGAAUUCUUAGAAGUCUUAGAUUUACGAGGUUGGGGCUCACCACCUCACUGAGCAGUGGUAGCUCAUGUAGCAUGUCUUCCUGCAGAACGUGGUGCAGCUGCACAGCCUCCUGCAGGGAUCAGGGAUGAGUCUUUCCUUAUUUUUUCGUUUAGAGGGCCUGUUUUGCAAGUCCAUAACUGAUACGAUUGAAGUGUCAGCCUUUCUCCCCUGACUUUUUGGCAAAACCGAUAGCUGCCGCUGAACUCCUCUCAAAGAAACUUAAUGCUUCCAUGAGGCUGGUUGUGGUUCUGGUUCUGGAGCCGCUGGGAGGAAUAAAGGCCGAGAAUCAGAGCGUGACACCAGCUGAAAUCGUGGAAAGGAUUGGGAGCUCGCGAUAGACUGCGAUUUUGAGAAGAAGGAGGUGAACGGGUGAACUGCCGGCUCUCAUCACUCACUGAAUGAGCGCUUUCUCGUGGGCCUACAGCCGACGGACCGAGCAUCAGCUACCUCUCCAGAGACUGGGCGGGAGGCUCAUCCCGAGCGUUACCAAAGCAGGCUGGGGGGGCCGGGCCCGGCGGCAGGAGCCGGCGCCGCCCGUUCCUCUCGGCCGCCCCGGGGCCCUGCGCCGCCGCCCUCCCGAGCGCCUUACGGGGCGGCGGGGCCGCUGCGUUGCUACCUCUCCCGGGCGGGUGGCGCCGUGCCGCUGUAGCAGUGCCAAGUCUUGUAAUAAACGUGCUGCUAACUUCCGCACCGCCUCUCAUUUCCCACCGGCGCGGGGCGGGACGCGCUACCGGAAGGGGCGGGGCUUCGGGUGGCGCUUCCGGGUGGCUGGGUGCUGCGGUACCGGCGGCGGAGCGGCACCGGGAGCGGGGGCUGGGCGGAGGGGCGAGCGGCGGAGCGCGGUCCGGCCCGGCCGUGCCCUGAGCUGCCGGCGCCGCUGCGUGCGCUCGGCGCUGCCUGGGCACCGGCGAAGACAGCUCGGCCCCGGGACGGGCGGCCCGCAGGCCCGGCGCCAUGGCCGCGGACUCGGAGGUGCUGCGCUUCCAGUUCGAGCAGCAGGGAGAUGCGGUGCUGCAGAAAAUGAACCUCCUGCGGCAGCAGAACCUCUUCUGCGACGUCUCCAUUUACAUCAACGACACCGAGUUCCACGGGCACAAGGUGAUCUUUGCCGCCUGCUCCACGUUCAUGAGGGAUCAGUUCCUGCUCAACCAGUCCAGGCAGGUGCGAAUCACCAUCCUGCAGAGCGCCGAGGUGGGCAGGAAGCUGCUGCUCUCCUGUUACACGGGUGCGCUGGAGGUCAAGAGGAAGGAGCUCCUGAAGUACCUGACCGCCGCCAGCUACCUCCAGAUGGUCCACAUUGUGGAGAAGUGCAGCGAGGCGCUGUCGAAAUACCUGGAAAUCGACGCUUCCAUGGAGAAUAGCAGCCAGGCUGCAGAGAAAUGCCAUUCCUCUGACACUGAACUGAGGAGCAAGGACGAUGUUUCGGAUAAAGACUGUGAAAUAAUUGAGAUUUAUGAAGAUAGCCCAGUUAAUUUAGAAUUCUCCGUUAAACAGGAGAAGGGGGAUAACUUGCAGCCUGCGGCACAGAGUUUGGGCUCAGAAAGAAAGGACACAGGGACCCCAGACAUAUCAACGGUUGAAAUAGGAUAUAAGGAUGAUGAAAUAUGUAUCUUCAGAAUGGAUUCUAUGAAUGUACCUAAUGUGGAAAACGAUCAUUUUCCUCAGCCUUGCACCUCCUCUAAAACAAACUUAUAUUUUCCCGAAACCCAGCACUCCUUGAUAAAUUCUACAGUUGAAAGCAGAAAUACAGAAAUGUCAGGAAGUCACACUCAGGCUUUUGUCACUGACAAUCCAGAGGGGACUUCCACUCAGAUAAAUGGGUUUCAAAAUCUGGAUGAUUCUGAUCAUUUGUGGCGGAACCAAUGUCCAAAGUGUCCAAGAGGAUUUCUGCAUCUCGAGAACUAUCUUAGACAUCUGAAAAUGCACAAGCUUUUCUUGUGUUUGCAGUGUGGUAAAACAUUUACGCAAAAAAAGAAUCUCAACAGACACAUCCGGGGCCACAUGGGUAUCCGCCCGUUCCAGUGCAUGGUGUGCUUGAAGACGUUCACUGCCAAAAGUACUUUGCAGGAUCACUUGAAUAUACACAGUGGUGACAGGCCCUACAAGUGUCACUGCUGUGACAUGGACUUCAAACACAAGUCUGCUCUUAAAAAGCACCUAACAUCUGUCCACGGAAGGAGUGGCAGCGAAAAACCAAAUCUGAAUACUAUUACAAAAAUUGAAAUAGACUGUGAUUAAUAGGUGAGUGGGUGUGGAGCCAGGCUCCACAAAAAGCUUCUAUGAUUGGUGAUCAGUCAGGUCCUGAAAACAGCCAUCUUGCCUGCUGUGCAAGGGCUGCUGUUGCUGUAAGUCCUCAAAAGGACUUUUUAUUGGUUUAUUAAUUGAAAGUAAAUGGCAAAACACAGGAAACAGUUUCAUGCCUGUCUUGUAACAUCCCUGAAAUGUUCUAAUUAUUAUCUCUUAAUGAUGCUUUGCACUCUUUUGUUUCAAGGGCAGACACUGCCAAUUUUAAAACUUUUAUGGACACUGCAAUAAGCUGAAGCCUGAGCCGUGACACUUCUGAUUUAUAAUGGCUUAGAGAUGUUUAUAGAUAUUCAGCAAGUCAGUCACACCGACUGUAUUCAUGCAUAAUUAUGGUGAUGUCAUCUCCUUCCUUGACUGAACUUUGCUGGAUCUUUCAACAGAAAAAAGGCAUGUGCUCAUACUCAAGUUGCCUUCUGCAAAUAGGGAAUUGGUAAAAGAGAACAAAAAAGUAUUUCAUUGCAGUUUGUGGUUUUUUUAAUUGGAUACUCUCAUUAGAAGGACUUGCAUUCAGUUUUAUGAAUGAGAUCUGAUUUUUUCUAGAUUUCUCUCCAUAUCAUUUCUUCUGUCAUACCAGUGUUUAGUGCCUGUUUGACUUACUCUGAUUAAGUUAGGCCCAUUUGCUGAGCUGUAAGAUUUGUCUUUGUUUUCUUACAAACCUUAGAUACAUAUAUUAAUGUGAAAACAUAAACUGUAUGCUAUUAUAUAAUAACACUUGCUAUGUUCAUUUUGAAAAGCAAUCCAUUAUAUCUUAAAAAGAAUACUUAGACAUAGAGAUCUUCUAAUUCUGUAAUACUGUAAAACAGUAACUGUGUGUUUGGAUAGCUGUGUUUGUACUUUAUCAAAAGUUAUUUCAGUUUCAUCACAAGCAGUGAACUCCUGUAAUGCAAAAUCUUUAUCCUGUACUUGUCUUUGACUGGUAUAUGUUUCUUGCACUUAAUGUGAAAUGAAUAAAGAAUUGAUUCAGUUGUUGUUAUGAGAUAAUUGUACUUACAUUAGAUUCUUCAGUUAGCAGAAAGCAGUUCUUAAUCUUGUCUGUAUCACAUGUGGAUACACUUUCCUUCAAAGUUGACAAACACUGUUGUGAAACUCUUGCUGAGUCCAGAAGUAUCA